Molecule: messenger RNA, 3706 nt
Organism: Anolis sagrei ordinatus
Lineage: Eukaryota; Metazoa; Chordata; Lepidosauria; Squamata; Anolidae
Gene: SLTM
Product: SAFB like transcription modulator
Biological process (GO): regulation of transcription by RNA polymerase II; regulation of mRNA processing
Cellular component (GO): nucleus
Molecular function (GO): sequence-specific DNA binding; RNA binding
Source: RefSeq, a predicted model, not a curated record
UCAACGUCGGGAAGGGGGCGUGUCCGGCGAGGCCGCCUUGUGCGCGAAGAAGGGCCGCAAAAUGGCCGCCAACGCCGCCUCUUGUUCGUCGUCGUCCUCGUCGCCGUCGUCUUCCGCGGCCUCCUCGUCCGUCACCCCCGGCGCCGCGGCCACGGAGAGCAAGAAGGUGGCGGACCUGCGCGUCAUCGACCUCAAGUCCGAGCUCAAGCGGCGCAGCCUCGACGCCGGCGGAGUCAAGACUGUACUCAUCGCCCGCCUCAAGCAGGCUCUUGAAGAGGAAGGCGGAGACCCAGAUAAUAUUGAAAUAGCAGUUGCAGCAGCUGACACACCAAACAAGAAACCAACCAAAGGGAAAGGUAAAAAGCAGGAAACAGACGAGCUGAGUAGUGAUGCCUUGGUGGAAGAAGACUCCUUGGCCAAGGAGAGUGAAUUGGAAGCUCACGAAGCCAGUGAUCAAGAUGGAAACGAGGAGGGGAAAGACUCUGAAGAGUUUGCAGAGAACGAAGAGUCCUCCUCCUCGAACGUGAAGGCCAUCUCGCCUGCCAUGGACAAGAAAAAGAAGGCCCAUCCGGGACAGGCGGAGAAGGACUCCCAGGACCAGGGCAACAGUGUCCAAGAUGCGGAAGAGGAUGGCUUCACUACCACCCAUGAUGGCGAAGAAGAGAACGAGAGAGAUAAAGCAGGUUCUGGUGAUGGUACACAAGAAGUAUCUAAGCUCCUUCCUUCAGAAGAGAGCCUCCCUGAGGCUCACGAAGAGAUGGAUGCUCACAUCUCUGUGAAAGAAGCCGAGGAUGAUAACAUUUCGGUCACAAUCCAGGCCGAAGACGCCAUCACUCUGGAUUUUGAUGGGGAUGACCUCCUUGAAACAGGUAAAAAUCUGAAAGUUACAGAUUCAGAAGCAAGCAAGCCGCAAGACAGGCAGGAUGCCAUUGCGCCGAACCUGGAGAAGGAGGAAGGCCAAGACUAUGAGAUGACCGAGAACCAUAAAGAUGGUAAGAAGGAAGACCCUGGCGCCAAAGGGGACCCUGUCAAGAAGGAAGCCAGAGAAAGCGCGAAGAAGGCAGAAUCUGGAGACAAAGACAAGGAGCCUUUGAAGAAAGGUCCCUCGUCUUCGGGGGCCUCUGGGCAAGCAAAGAGCUCUUCAAAGGAAUCCAAAGACAGCAAGACUGCAUCCAGGGAUGACAAAGGUGGCGGUAGCAGUGGAGGCGGCAGCAGCUCCUCAACCAAGAACAUGUGGGUCAGCGGACUCUCCUCCAACACCAAAGCGGCUGACCUCAAAAAUCUAUUUGGCAAAUACGGGAAGGUCCUGGCAGCCAAAGUGGUGACAAGCGCCCGGAGCCCCGGAGCAAAGUGCUACGGCAUUGUGACCAUGUCCUCCAGCACCGAAGUAGCCCGGUGCAUUGCCCACCUUCACCGUACGGAGCUCCAUGGCCAGCAGAUCUCCGUGGAGAAAGUCAAAGGUGAUCCUUCGAAGAAAGAGCUGAAGAAAGAGAGCGAUGAGAAAUCCGGCUCCGGGCGUAAUCCUGGGGAAAAGAAGACGGCCUCCAGCGACCGAGGCAGCAAGACCCCCUCCAAAAAGGAAGAGAAGAAAUCAGACAAGUCGGAGAAGAAGGAAAGCAAGGAUUCGAAAAAGCCAGAAGGUAAAGAGGAGAAAAGUGACAGUGGAUCCACCGGCCCGGCUCCAGAGCCUGCUCCUAAAACGCCAGAGGAAAAGAAGCGCAUAAGUGUCAAAAGUCCAAGUCACAUGGUGAUCCUAGACCAAACCAAGGGAGACCAAGUCCACACCAGGCCUAUAAGAAGAGGAAGGUUUGAGAAACCACCGAUGCUGAGAAACAAAGAUCGCUUCCUUCAGGAGAAGAUGUUCAGAGACUACCGAGGCCGGAAGGACAUCCUGCCUUUUGAGAAGAUGAAGGAGCAGCGCAGGAGGGAGCACAUUCUCCGCCUUGAGCGAAUACGGCGAGCCGUGGAGCUGCGGAGGCGGAGGGAGAUAGCUGAGCGAGAGCGGCGCGAGAGGGAGCGCAUCCGGAUGAUGCAGGAGCGAGAGGAGCGGGAACGUUUGCAGAGGGAGAGGGAACGCUUGGAGAUCGAGAGGCAGAAGCUGGAGCGCGAGAGGAUGGAGCGGGAGCGCCUGGAGAGGGAACGCAUUCGGAUUGAGCAGGAGCGUCGCAAGGAAGCGGAGCGGAUCGCUCGUGAAAGAGAAGAGCUCCGGCGGCAGCAGCAGCAGCUUCGCUAUGAACAAGAGAAGAGGAAUUCUUUGAAGCGGCCUCGGGACAUGGAUCACAGGCGGGACGAGGGCUUCUGGAACGAAAGUAAAAAGAUUGCCAUGGACAGCGGGGCGCGUUUUAGCCACGGGUCGGAAUACAGCCGGCAGCAGAAUCGCUUCACUGACUUUGACCACCGCGAGAGGGGACGAUACCCAGAGGGAUCUGCCAUCCAGUCAUCCUCCUUUGACCGGCGGGACCGCUUUGUCAACCAAGGCGAGGGCAAGAAGGCCCGGCCUGCUGCCCGGCGCGAGGACCCUGGCUUUGAGAGGUACACCAAGAGCUUUGCCGAUUCCCGGAGAGAGGCCUCCCAGGCCCGGAACGAGCUGCGGGAUGGCGACCGGCGGGAGGUGAGGGGGGACCGGGACGAGCGCAGGACCGUCAUCAUCCAGGAGAGGCCCGAGAUUCCCCACGGCCGGCACCCCAGGGACGCCGGGCCCAACCCCCCUCGGCAGAGCUCCUGGAAGGGCGAAGCGGGCAUCAACCCCGACAAGCGUGACGGCAGGGAGAGGCCAGAGCGUUCCGGCCGGGAGGUCUCUGGGCAUGCCGUGCGGAGCGCGCCCACCGGAAGCCGCAGCAGCACCUCUGGCUACGGGAGCAGGGAGCCGGAGCGUGGUGUCAUGGAGCGCAGUAGUGGUGGGCAGCAUUACAACGAAGACCGCCACGUGGUUGAGCGGCACAGCCGCGACAGUGGACCAAGGAAAGAGUGGCACGGGCCCAGUUCACAGGGGGGCAGCUACCACGAUGCCCGGCGAGGGGGCGGCUUGAUGUCCCCCCAUUCCAGCAAUUCUUCACCUAUCAACCGAGUUGUACAGAUGACAGGCAAUUCCAUGCCGAGGGGAAGCGGAUCAGGGUUCAAGCCCUUCAAGAGCGGCCCCCCACGGCGAUUUUGAGCACAGGCAACCCCUCCCCCUCCACCCGCCUCCCCCCCCCCCCCCUGGUUUCAGGAUAACUUAUUGGAAAUCGCUGGUGAACAAGUUGUAGCUCAGAAAACUCUUCUUUUUUAAAACGCAAUUCCUUUCCCUUACSUUUGGGGGGCCGUUGAGAGAAGUCACUCUGUCGCGCUUUUGGAUAAUUACCGGAUUUUUUGGGCGAGCACCCCCUGGCAGUGCUGGGGCUCUGGAACAAGAUGGGGCAAAACCACCUGAACACUGUACAGCGAGAGAGAGAGAAUUUGUGGGGGGGGGGGGGGGCUUCUUUUGCAUCCGGUAGUUUUAACUUAACCAGCCUUAGUUCUGUGGCGUCCGGCUUUAAAAAUUAGGUACUACUCUCCACAAAACACCGAUAAUGGAAGCUGUGCACCACUGGCUUUAUGACGUGUAGAAUACAAGGUUGGUUGUCUCGUUUCGGAGUAUUAUGUAACCUAUUUUUGCAGAAGUUGUUACACUGAGUGGAUCUGUAUUCUGGCCAAUGUAACCUUUUGAAAUAAACCUUCAUAAUCCUUA